This is a messenger RNA of Penicillium waksmanii, 471 nucleotides long. Its product is annotated as elongation factor Tu. Bases 1 to 471 code for a protein of 156 amino acids. The transcript has 2 exons. The record is from RefSeq and is a predicted model, not a curated record. Lineage: Eukaryota; Fungi; Ascomycota; Eurotiomycetes; Eurotiales; Aspergillaceae.
AUGCCGGGGACGGCCAGUAUGCACACAGAUUUCACAGCAGAGGUUUACAUGCUGGAAAUGGAUGAAGGAGGUCGCGCCAGAUCGUUCCCUAACCACUACCAGCCGAAGUUCUCCUUCCAUAGGAUGGACGUGAAAGGUUCCAUCUCGUUUCCAGGGGAGUCGAUACCGGGCGACAACCUGUCGAUCACAGUCAAGCUAAUCGUAUGGACCGUGAUUGAAGAAGGCCUGCACUUUACCAUCCAUGAGGGUGGUAAUAUCCUCGGCUUUGGUGUGACACUGUUUGAUUCAGGCAAGGUCGAUGUUUGCUCAAAAGAUAACCUGGACCGGACGCCACUAUUGCUGGCAAUCCUAAUUGGAGACGAGGCUAUUCUCGACUUGCUUCUCGGCGAAGACAAUAUCGGCGUGGACUCGAAAAAGACUGGCUGGACGCCGUUGUCUAGGGACAACCAGGAACGAACACACUGCAGUUAA